Molecule: messenger RNA, 3875 nt
Organism: Limanda limanda (common dab)
Lineage: Eukaryota; Metazoa; Chordata; Actinopteri; Pleuronectiformes; Pleuronectidae
Gene: ric8b
Product: RIC8 guanine nucleotide exchange factor B
Exons: 11
Coding region: 84-1703 (539 amino acids)
Biological process (GO): G protein-coupled receptor signaling pathway
Cellular component (GO): plasma membrane; cytoplasm
Molecular function (GO): guanyl-nucleotide exchange factor activity; G-protein alpha-subunit binding
Source: RefSeq, a predicted model, not a curated record
AGCUAGCUCGCUAGCUUCACAACACUCGCGGGUAACGUCAGCAACCAGCUGCCUGUUCUACUCGUCCAUUGCUUGUGUUCACCAUGGAUUUAAACGCCAUCCUGUCGCAGCUGGAAUCGAACAACGAGCAGGAAACCGAGGAGCUGCUGCGUCAGUACAACCGAGAGAACACACACAUCUUCACGUUCGACCCACAGGAAGAAGCCCUGCGGAGUAAGCUGUGUCAGAGUGUGCUGUCAGUGCUGGGGAGGCAGGUGCAGCCCGGCUGUCAGAAGACAUGUCUGGAGUCCCUCCGCAUCCUGUCCAGAGACAAGCGUGUCCUCGCCCCCGUGGCCACCCGGGAGGGCAUGCUGACCCUGGGGGGGCUGGCCAGGCUGUGUGCAGGAGAGGAAGGAGGUGACGACCAGACAAGCUCACAGGGAGACGCUUCGGAGGAGGAGGAGCGGGUGGUGGUGGAGGCGCUGAAGUGUCUCAGCAACGUGAUCCUCAACAGUCCGGCCGCCCAGCAGGUCAGUGUGGACGUGCAGCUGGUCAACGGCCUGUGUGCCAGCCUGCGCUCGGCCCGCACAUGGCACCACGAGGUGGGCCUGUUCACACUGCGCCUCCUCUUCCUGCUCUCCGCCCUGCGUCCCGAUGUCAGGGGGGUGCUGAGGAUAGAGAGGCACGCGGUGAAGCUGCUGACCGAGGUCCUGGAGCACACCCUGGACGUGCGCUGGGUCGGCCCCUAUGAGGCUGCUCCUCCAGAUCCGCAGGCGCUGCCCAUGCCUGCAGAGGACAACGAGCGAGCGAUGGAGGCACUGAAGGCCUUGUUCAACCUCACUUUGUGCGAUGCUGGGGAGGAGGAUGAUCACCAGUUGCGGCUAAUCACUGCCAUCCUGCGUCAUCUGUUGAUGCUGAGGACUGAGACGGAGGAGAAAACAGAGGAGGCCCACAGCCAUGCUGUCAACUUGCUUAACAACCUGCCCGUGUCCUGCCUGGAUGUGUUAAUCGAAGUGCCUGUCCAGGGUGGACAUGAGAAAUAUGGUGGGAAAAACAUGGAUGCAGUUCAGAUGUUACUGGAUUUCAUGGAGAAAAGGAUCGACAAGCAGGGCUCCAACUACAAAGAGGGGCUCACUCCGGUGCUCAGCCUUAUGACUGAAGGAUCCAGACAACACAGAGAGUUCCGCAGAUAUAUCAAAACUCAGGUACUCCCCCCACUGAAAGAAGUGAAAGUCCGGCCAGAGAUUGGCACCACCGUCAGAAACAAGUUGGUUCGCCUUAUGACUCAUGUCGACAUGGGUGUGAAGCAGAUGGCUGCAGAGUUUCUCUUCGUUCUCUGCAAAGAGAGCGUGGACAACCUGCUGAAGUACACAGGAUAUGGAAACGCAGCAGGACUCCUGGUGGCUCGAGGACUUCUUGCAGGAGGGAGAGGAGAGACUCAGUACUCCGAUGAUGAAGACUCGGACACAGAAGAAUACAAGACUGCCAAACCCUUCAUCAACCCCAUCACUGGUCACGUGGAGGAGCCCAUGACGAACCCCAUCGAGGAGAUGACGGAGGAGCAGAAGGAGUACGAGGCCCAGAAACUGGUCAAUAUGUUUGACAAGCUGUCAAGGCAGAACCUGAUUCGGCCCAUGGGCGUCAGGCCGGACGGGACGUUAGCUCCUCUUGAAGAAACGCUCUGUGACCCGUCUGAAGACAACUCAGGAUCAGACUCUGACUAGUGCUCUGCACAGCCGAGGCCACAUUUUCCAGACUCAGCCCAGCAGGCCCCAACACAUCUAAAGCUGUGUCCCAUUUCAAGGGCUUGGAUCUUUUGAAGAGUUGCACCAUGAAGGGGGGUCCUUCAGAGAACCUAUAAGCUGAACCUCUAAAAGAGAAAGUCUAAACGUCACAGACACACAGAGUAUAGAGCAGUCACAAAAUAAAAAGUACAGGUGCUGGAUCAGAAAGCAUUUCAUUUUAAGUUGUAGUCAGACAAAACACCCACUAUACUGUUCUGAUAGCUCCCUAUAAAUUAAGUUUAUUUAAAUUGACAGCCAUCAGUAUUGUGGAUGAUUUAUCUGACUUCUACUCACAGAAACCCAAACUAACAGCAGCUUCACUUUUCAACACAGUUCAGUUCAUCACCAGGAAGUUGCCCCAAAUUAGCGGAGCGGAGUUAACACUACAGGUUCUGAUGUUCAGGUAAUUCAGGUGAUGUGGUCAAGUCAUAUUCUGCAAUUUUGUGAAGGCAACAUGGUUAAACCACGUCAAACAAUUGACCAACCUGCAGUGGAUUGUGGGAAACAGAGGCCUGCAAAUACAUUGUCCUUUUCUCAGCCUAAUUCAAAGAGUAUCUAAUGGAAUUUGGGUCGAAUUUUCCGCCUGUCGCAACUUCUUCAGUUCAGAAAAACAACUCCUGAUGACGGAGCCCUGAAGUGGGACACAGCUGAUUUCACAGGAGACUUUUGGGGCCGUGUUGCUGCCGUAAGCACUUCUUUAAAGCCGAAGUGGACUUGAUGCGUGAUGCACCACAAAGCAUCGGAGGUCUCCGUGGUUACUGUUGCACCUUCAUCGCUUAUUUUCCGGCUCCCUGAGUUGAGUGGGUAAAGGUAAUAUCAUACAUUUUGCUGGAUCUUGUGUUUCUCAUUGAAAACACUGUUGUCCUGGUUUUUUAAGUGUAAUUGAAUCUAAAUUAACAUUCCUCCACAUGUGCUUCUUGUUUCUCACUUUAUUUCUUAAUUUGUUUCUGCUACAUGUUCUGUCUGCUGUUUGUAUUUGGAGAUAAUUCAAGUGCACAUAAUACAACACACAUUAAACAUGAACUUAUGACAGUGAAUUUUCUCCUGGGUUUAAAUCACGUGGCCUGUCCGGACCGGACCUGAGGAUUGAUGUCCGUGUGGAUAGUUUGAACUCGCAGCUCACAGCGAGUCUUUAUUAGUUUGUGUAAUUAUCAUGAAUGCUGCACAUCAGUUAGUAGCCAAGGAAACUUUCUGAAUUCGGGGCUUGUUGGCUCGCUGUUACGUCACUGGAAGGUGUUUGGUGCAAGAAGUGAAUUCAAAUUGUUUUGAAUGGAUGGUACAACACUAGUUAACAAAUUGUUUUCAAAGAAUUGAUUUUCUUAUCUACAUUUCUCUUGCCAAAUCUGCAUGAUGUUAAAUCCGUUUGAGUAAUGUGAUUUGUUUUCUAUAUUGAAAUAUUUGCUAAUUUUAUAAAAAAUCCAGUUAAGUCUAUAUAUAUAUAUAAUUUCUUUUUGUUGGUACACUUUGAUUAAAACCAAUAAAGUGCCAUCUCUGAAGUCAGAUGCGUGUUAGGAUACUCAACAGAUUUGGCCUCCGAGCUACAAUCUUUGGUUCUUUGUGGCUAAAGGAAUACAAAUUUAUCGCUGAUUACAAUCCAAAGAAACUGAAUGUUGCUUAAACCAGAGAACAUGUUUCAUGAUCACAUACUGUGGUGACGGCUCAGUUGUUAAAUCCUGAGCCCACUUUACACCUGGCCUGUGAAUCACCACUACUGUCUCCUCACAUAAACUAAUGUGGAUAAUGUGACUGAUUAAAGAGAAAACGUGUCUUAGGAAGGUUUAAGGCUGAACAGCUUCAAUGCAUCAUGUCUGCAAAGGCAUAAAAGUCGCACAAUUUCGAUUGUUAUCAAACCAUCCAGUGGCCAUUUGUUUUGUUUCCCUUUAAUUUGUCACUUGUGGAUCAGUUUCUUCUCUCACACAUGUAAAUGCCUUGUUUUUUCUGCACAAUCAUCGUUGGAUACAUUUAAACUGCAUGUUGAUCACACUCUGCAAAGACUAUGUUACUAGAAUCCCUUUUUUUGUUUUUGCACACUUACAAACUGUAAAUAGCACCACUUUUAUUUUAUGUAGUCAGUCAUCCACUGAAAAGUUAAUAAAUUGGAGAAUAAGUUAA